AUGGCGGAACAAGUUCCCCAAGCCGUUGCCGGUAGAGCGAUAGCUCAAGUUGUUCAAAAUCCUCAACCUGCUCAAGGCCAACCUGCCGUGGCGCAGCAAGCUCAGGACCAACCUAUGGCACAACAAGCUCAGAAUCAAGAGGUAUGCAUCUUCUUCUGUUUCGGAUACCAUGUGAUUGAUUAUAUUUCAGUGGCUAAUUUUUAUCGGUAGAGUUUAGAUUUGGUUUACUUUCUGUAGAUGUGAAAUUGUGUCAGGCCUGCGGGGCCGUGAAAGUUUUUUCUUUGCCUGCGGGGCCGUUAAAAUUACUUGCCUGCGAGGCCGUGAAAGUUUUUUCUUUGCCUGCGGGGCCGUGAAAGUUUUUUCUUUGCCUGCGGGGCCGUGAGAGUUUUCUUUGACUGCGGGGCUGUGAAAGUUUUCUUUGCCUGCGGGGCCGUGAAAGUUUUUUCUUUGCCUGCGAGGCCGUGAGAGUUUUCUUUGACUGCGGGGCUGUGAAAGUUUUCUUUGCCUGCGGGGUUGUGAAAGUUUUCUUUGCCUGCGGGGCCGUGAAAGUUUUCUUUUUCUGCGUGGCCGUGAAAGUUUCUUUGCCUGCGGGGCUGUGCAGAAAGUUUUCCUUUGCCUGCGAGGCCGUUGAAGUUUUCGUCCCCUGUGGGGCCGUGUAGGAAGUUUUUUUUCUUUUGCCUGAGAGGCCGUUUGGAUUUAUUUGCCUGGAAGUUUCCUUUGCUUAGGAGGCCGAGAAAUUUUCUUUGUCUUCGUAGCCGCGAAAGUUGCUUUGUCUGCGGGGCUGUUAAAGUUUUCUUUGUCUGCGGGGAUCAAAGUUUUUUCUUUGCUUGCGAGGCCGUGAAAGAUUCUUUGUCUGCACUGUCAUUUAAAAAUUUUUUGUUUGUGCUUCUGGGGUCGAAAAUAGUUUCGGUAUUUUGCUUUUUGGAAUGAAAUGCUUUAUGUUCACCUUCGGUUGUGGUAGUGUGAUGCUGGCGCGCAAGAAUAAAUUUUUUUUUCUCCUUUAGCCUUUUUUGUUUUUGUGGCUUGAAUUUUACUUUGUAGCCCCUCGUUUAAGAAAUUGCUUGCUGAUAUAGAAAGUUCUGUUGCCGUGCUUUGCUUCGUUGGAGUGUGAUGCCUGAGCAUCAUUCGCCGUUCAUUUGCUUGUGCAAGCUUACGUGUAGUAGCUUUUAGUUGUACGGUAUGUAAAAAAAAAAAAGAAAGAAAGACUGCUCUGCCGUUGUGUGUUUUUAAGACAUUUUUUGGCCUGUGAGGCUAGGAGCGUUCAUCGUUAUUGCUGGAAGUUUGAGGUUUUGAUAAUUUAAUUUAAUUUUUAUUUAAUUUAAUCUAACUUAAUGUAAUGCAAUAUUUCAUAACUUGUAAUCUAAUCGGUGUUGUUCUUUUUCAGCCUGUAUUAUACUGUGCUUGAUCAGUCAUGAGAUCGAGUAAUGAAAAGAAAGGAAAUGAAUGGAUCAGUGAUUUUUUAUCUUGCCUUUUGAAUUCUGUUAUAUAGGAGGAGGGUGAUCUUGCUCGUGUCUUAGAGAGACUUAAGAAGUUGGAAGAUUCCCAAAAGAAAUCUGUUGAAUCAGUGUUGGAGGAUUUACAGCACCUAAUACGUUCUCCGUUGUUCCAGAAGGACCAGGCAAUUGAUUACCUAGUGAAUCUGAAGAUUGUGGCCAAGGAAACAAAACAAGCGAAAGCUGGAUUUUAUUCUGCAGUGCUAACAGCAAUGCAAAAUAAAAUGUGGGCCUCAAACAUGCAAUUUAAGCGCUAUCUUGAAGCCCUCUUAGGAGAUAAGGAGGAUGAAGCGGUACUCAAGCGGAUUGCUGCCUUAGAUAAAGCGUUGCGAGUGCCUGGAGUUGGUGCAAAUCGUUUCAUGCCAAGGGGGAGGGGCAGGGAUAGAUCACAAGUCCAGUGUUUUCAGUGUGGCCUAUAUGGGCAUUAUCAGAGGUUCUGUUCCUCGCGUCCACAGCCAGGUCCUCAGUCUAAGAGGCCUCGCCUUUAUAAUCAAGGAGUUGAGGCACCUCAAAAAUAAUGAAUGUAUUGACAGGAUUAAGGCGUUUUCCCAAUGUUUUUUUAUCAGUUUCCAGUAUUUAUGCCGUGUGUUUCUCGGCAUUCAAGGCUCCCUUUUCAUUGUGUCAAUCGGUGUCUGUUGUUGUUUCAAUUUUAAUUCACUCUUGUAAUUUCUGGAUCGGGGUAGAGUAGCUCCUGCUGGUUCAUCACAUAUGGUGACCACCAGACGACCUGUUUUCAGGCGAAUUGAGGCUGCUCCCUCCUGAUCGGGAACCCCAGGUCUUCCCAUAGGUGAUCUCUCUUUUUGCCCUCUUUUCCUUAGAUUUUGGGUGGUACUAAGCGUGAGGCUGCUGUGGAUAACUUUUACGUUCUUAAGGAAUUUCAACUACAGACAACGGCAAUUAAACCAAGAAACGAGACCCUAUGGGUGGAUAUGACUUGGGUUCCCGUUCAGGGGGGUGCGGCUGUGUGUUGGGAAAGUGUUAUCUUAUCUGGUAAGGUUCCGGAUCUCGGGACUUUACAUUUAAGGGAUCCGGAUUCCUUUGUGGCAGGCGGUCUUCACCGUAAUUCAGCCGCCUGGGAGCUGGUACUUGAGGGUCAUCCGUUGAGGAACUGUAUUCUAGAUUGGAUUAGAAAUAAAGUCGACAUCUUAAGUUUUUCAAGGCCUUUUGCGGGAGUUUUCAAGAGAGCUAAAUAUUCGUCUACUGUUCCACCUAAGAAGAUUUUCCCGAAUCAUGUAAACUGUAAAAAUUUUUACGGAAUUUACAUCCAAGGAGAUUCGGAAUCGUGUUUUAACCGGCGCUGUUAG
Pocillopora meandrina is the source of this 2797-nucleotide messenger RNA. The record is from the annotation of a GenBank genome assembly. Lineage: Eukaryota; Metazoa; Cnidaria; Anthozoa; Scleractinia; Pocilloporidae.